This is a messenger RNA of Peniophora sp. CBMAI 1063, 339 nucleotides long. NCBI's taxonomy places the organism in Eukaryota, Fungi, Basidiomycota, Agaricomycetes, Russulales, Peniophoraceae. The record is from the annotation of a GenBank genome assembly.
AUGCUCGCCACCCGUCGUCCCAGCCCUCUUCCUAUCAACGACUUCAUACUUGACGCUGAGGAUAGCCCCAUAUCCUCCGGAACACCCUGGCCGGUGUCCGCAUUUGCGCGCGACGCUGCUGUCGCGCAGGCGCGGCGGGACUACGAGGAGUACAUGAGGAGGUUUAUGCUCGCCAACAAGGUCGUCGGCGAGGCCUUGCCGGUGGAUAGUCCCAUUGCGCAGCUGUUGCGCGCAAUGAAGGCCCUGGCGGAUGAGAAGCUGGAAGACUACGUGCACAUUGCGCGCCUGCGAAGAGGGCGAUCUCCGGUCUUCGACCGUGCCUUCCCUUGUGCGCUAUAA